UCCGCAGUUAAAUACUGUUUUUUCAUUUACACCCCUUUUACGUUUUUAACGUUCGAGAAGAAAGAAGACCACUGGGUGGCUUCUUAUGGAAAGGUUCUUCUCCUUAUCACCCGACCUUUGAAAGAAGUUUUUAUUAUAUUCUCACCUCAUUUUUAUAUAAAAUAUAUUAAAAUAUGGUUUUUACUUCUCAUAAACCUAUCCCCUUGGGAAAAUUUUCUUUCAACGUCUCAUUCCAUAAAUUUCACGUGACUAGACCCAAACGGGCUGGAUGUAACAAGAUUUACGAAAUCAGAAGAUCAAAAAGUUUCUUUUUUGAGUUAGUUGAUCCCUCAACAAACACCAAUGAUAUUCAUCUUAAAAUACACACAAAUGAUUAUCACAUGAAUUCUACCCCUAUUAGCUACUCUUCCACCUGUAGCUUUCCUAAUCUGAAAUUUCAGAUUAGUAAGAUGUUACAACAUUUUUUUUCCCAUCAAAAAGUUAUUCCACGUUCCAUCCAAAAGAAAUAUUUUAAUCUUAUUCGUUCAAAUUUACUCGAUAGAUAUUUUCUUGUCAAAUCACGUGCUGAUAAAGUCGCACAAAGAAAUUCCCGAACAAAAACUUUCUUUAAUUUUUCUUAUAAACGUUAUCGUUUUUAUUUCGGUAUUUUUACACCAUGUAAUUUUCUCACCAGUGAUAAUUCUGGAACUAACCACACACAGAUGUGUUGUGUCCCUUCCCCUUUCAUUAUGUCUUAUAAUAGACGCGCUUGCAUCUCCCAUCAUAAAAAUUUAGACAUUUUUCAGAACAUCAAAAAACCCCUUCCGUUAUCAACUAAUAACGUAAAUAAUAAAUGGCUUCACGCAACCCUUACUUAUAAACAAUGGCAUCAAAAUGUCAGAAAACACGUUUACUCAAAUCGCCUAGGAAUUUCCUACGAUGUUUCAUACUUAGCUAAUGGACGCAAUGUCCUUCGUACGAACAAGAACUUUCGUAUGUACCGUAAACGAUUCGACAAUUUUCUUUCACAUCACUCCGACAGUAGUAAAAGGAGUAAAAGACAAAAAUCCCGUUUUCAACGGGCAUGUAGAUCAGUUUUCCACGAUCGUGGUAAUAACGAUAAAUUCAACAGAUAUGCGGAUACUCUUAAAGAAAAGCUUCACCGAGCUAAACAUCAGUGUUUCCUAUUUUUACCUUCACAAUAUAUCAAAAAAUCUGUACAUCAUUUAAAAUAUUAUAAAAGACCAUCCCCCCGAGAUGAGAAACAUUACAAUUUUCCUAUACCCGUUGGUUUAACCGAACCUUUAGAUGCUAAGGCCGUUCUCGCCGAGGAUCUUGAACCACCCCCUCGACCAUAUCCAGGGAACGAUUCAAUUAGUACUUCAAAUUCUCACCUAUCUGCCACCACCUCACAACCCAUUCUCCUCAAAGAAGAGAAUACUUGGCAUGAUAAGUUGGGCAUCUGGAUUCCUAACGACCUCUUCCCUUAUGUUACUGAAGAACCUGUUUAUAUUUCUAAUAGACAGGCCAAAAUUAAAGGUCAACAAUAUGAACCAGGAUGUAUAUACUGGUUAAAUGGUAUUAGAAAACGUAAAGAAGCUCACGAAUUAGCUGUACGAUUACAAAAAGAACGAGAAGCUUGGGAUGUUAACCGCCUUGCUCAUGAAGAAGAACUCGCAAAUAGAGCUAAGCUCUGGUGCACCUCCUCAAACCGUGUAGAAUAUCGUGAAAACAUGUGUAAAGAUCUCACUGAAUUUCAAGAUCACUUUCACAAGAAAAUUACCAAAUUGACUGAACGCCGUUCCGUUCUACAUAACAGACUUACACAAAAAAAAAAUGUUUACAAAACUAACAAACAAUUGCUCCAACUAGAGCAAGAAUUGGGUCUAUUCAAUAUCGAAUAUUUUUCAGUCAUGGAUGACCGCGAGUCCCAUUACCGUUACAAAGGACACACUUCAGAUGACGCUAAACAACUCGAACUCAGACCACACAAACGUCUCCCUAUCCCAAAUACAGAUAGGCACAUUACUGAGGUCAAAAAAUUGAGACUAGAUAUACUGUCUCCAGAAGACUCUAAAGUCUUCGUUUUCCCUUAACUCCUUUCGUAUACAACUAUCAGCUUAUAAAUUUUUUAUAUAUAUUUUUUUUAGUGGCACGCUGAUAGUU
Messenger RNA from Rhizophagus irregularis DAOM 181602=DAOM 197198, 2145 nucleotides. Lineage: Eukaryota; Fungi; Glomeromycota; Glomeromycetes; Glomerales; Glomeraceae. The record is from RefSeq and is a predicted model, not a curated record.